Molecule: messenger RNA, 6613 nt
Organism: Amphibalanus amphitrite
Lineage: Eukaryota; Metazoa; Arthropoda; Thecostraca; Balanomorpha; Balanidae
Product: retinitis pigmentosa 1-like 1 protein
Exons: 12
Coding region: 25-5997 (1990 amino acids)
Source: RefSeq, a predicted model, not a curated record
GGAGAAAUAUUACCAGGAGGUCGAAUGGUGGAGGGGUCGUCAAAGCAGCGCUACCUCUGCUGGGGUAUCAUCCUAGCAGUUAUCUUCGCCGUCAUCGUGCUCAUCAUUCUGCUCUCCACCGGUGCAUUCUACGGAGCCGACGAUGCAGUGGCGGAAAAUGGCACUCUGUCGGCAACUGACGCCCAGUCCGGCCUCAAACGACCUUCGACGCGACCGACGACGACGCUGCCGCCGCUGCCACCGCCGCCCAUCGUUGACGACGUGUUCACUGGUUCGUUGCGACUAAAUGAAGAGUUCCAUCCGAUGCUAUACGACAACUCAUCGCGGGAGUUCAGUCGUAUGAAGAGCAAGGUGGAAAAUUUGCUGAACGAGGCGUUCUCACCGUACAACUGGCCCGAGGGAAGUGACGACAUGGGAUCAGUCAUCGCCACCGUCACCAGAUUCACGCGAGGCAGCGUGGUGGCUGAGUUCACCCUGCUCUCCCACCACGCUGAGUCGCUGACUCCUCAGGAGGCCGGCCAGCGCCUGCAGGAGCGUCUGAGACAGGUCACCACCUCGCCAACGGCCACAAUCACCGCUUCCAAAGUGGAUAUUACUCCGAUGGAGGACCUGUGCGCCACGCACCAGUCGGGCUGCUCCCAUGACUGUCAGUUCUCCUACUCGAGUAUGUCGUUCGUCUGCCUCUGUCCGUCUGGUAUGGAGGUUGACAAGGAUGGACGCACCUGCGUGUUCCCAGAGCCGGUCGUCACAGAAACUGUCCCGGAAAUCCACCGGAUCGAGGACCCGCACCUGGGUGCCGCCCUGCACCCCGACAUCCCCUACACUGUGGACCACGAGUGGAUGCACGAGGAUGGUGAGACCACCCCGGAGCCGGAGCCGGAGACCACCGCGACGGACCUGUUCCCGGACCACGAGUGGGUCCACGAGGACGGUGAGACGACCCCGGAGCCCGAGCCGGAGACCACGGAGACCGACCCGUGGAUGUUUGGAGGCGAGGAGGCGGCGGCGGGAGCGGAGCCGGAGCCGGAGCCGGAGACGACAGCCGAGCCGGAGCCGGAGUCGGAACCGGAGCCGGAGACCACUGUAACACCUGACGUCAUGGUGGAGGACCAUCUUUCGGUGCUCGGAGGACUGUUUGAUGAGCCCGAGACGACCGCGGAGCCAGAGCCGGAGACGACUGCGGAACCGGAGCCGGAGCCAGAGACAACGGCGGAGCCGGAGCCUGAGCCGGAGACAAGUGCAGAGCCUGAGCCUGAGCUGGAGACAACUGCAGAGCCUGAGCUUGAAGCAACAGCGGAGCCUGAGCCAGAAACAACAGUGGAGCCGGAAGUUACAGCCGAACCCGAGCCGGAAGUUACAGCUGAACCCGAGCCGGAGCCGGAGCCAGAGGCCACUGCUGAACCGGAGCCGGAAACUACAGUGGAGCCGGAGCCGGAAACUACAGCGGAGCCCGAGCCGGAGCCGACCACCGUCGAGCCUGAACUGGAGCUGAAGACGACGUUCGACACCGGCCGUGUCCCUAAACUGGAUGAAAGUCCAGCACCGGCAGUUCGGUCCAUAUUCAACGCGACCAUGACACUGGAGGAGGAGUUCCCCGAGGGCCUGAAGGACAACACGUCCGCUGACUUCCUCAGGAUGACCGUCAGGGUCAAGAAGGAGAUGGCUGAGGCCUUCUCCAGCUUCAACUGGCCCGAGGGAGACGACCUGGGUCAGAUCGGCAUCAAGAUCCGCAAGUUCGAGCCGGGCAGCGUGGUCAUCUUCUUCCACAUCACCACGGGCGACACGGGCUCGGCGGCUCCGGAGGAGACGGCCCGCCGUCUGCAGGACCGGCUGACCGACUACUUCACCAGCACCGAGGGCCUCCAGUUCCACGGAGCACGCUUCCCCGUCUCGCAGAUCGGCGUGGAACCUCUGAGAGACCUGUGUGCGACCGGCGAGUCGGGCUGCUCCCACAAGUGCCACUACUCGGCGGCCGAUGACCAGUUCCGCUGUGCCUGCCCCGAGGCCAUGGAGCUCGCCGGUGAUCAGCUCACCUGCAGGCGCAUCGAAUCAGUGCCUCCUCUCAUCUCUCGGUGGAACGGACACGCCUGGGUGCUGGCCAACGAAACUCUGAAGCCCGUGAUCCUGACGACUACCACCGAGAUGGCCCCGGAAACCACGCCGGAACCGGAACCUGCGGCUACAACCGAGGCGGAACCAGAGACUACAGCCGAGCCGGAGCCCGAACUUACGGCAGAGCCUGAACCGGAGACAACAACGGCAGAGCCUGAACCGGAGCCUACAACCGAGACUGGUGGUUCGGAGACUCACGGUGAACAUGACAACUGGUUGCACGAUCAUGAGCACCACUCGCACGACGAGGCUACGACGGCGCAGCCGGAGCCGGAAACCACCCCGGAACCGGAACCAGAGGGCACGCCAGAGCCGGAACCAGAGGGCACACCCGAACCGGAGCUGGAGACCACAAUUGCACCGGACGCCAGCAACGCCCUCGAUUUGGACGCGACGGCUGAGGAGGUCAAGAGUGGUUCUCAAGUCAUCGACGAGACGUCUACCUCUGAGUCUGAGUCAACGGCUGAGUCUGAGCCAACAGCUGAGCCUGAGCCAACUGCUGAGCCUGAACCGACAGCUGAGCCCGAGCCGACGGCUGAGCCUGAGCCGUCUCUGGAGCCGGAUGUGGCAUCGGCUGCCGAUCAGCUGAGCCUAGACGAGAAGCUGGACAUGAUGCACGCGAUGGGCAUCGUCCCCGAGUGGGAGAGCAGCAAUGCUGAGGCAACCACUGCGGAGCCGGAGCCGGAGACCACAGCGGAACCGGAGCCAGAAACGGCUGCCGAUUCCAAACCCUCAGAAGAACCGGCACCUGCCACCGAACCGACCGCUGAACCCGAGCCUGAGCCGACCAUAGAGGGCUCACCGUCCACGGAGCCUGAGACCUCAUCCAAACCAGCCGCCAAUGAAAACGAGUUAGCUGCCGAAGAGAACGUUGUUGAGGGCGCCGAGCCCACCAUGUCCAGUGAGCCGCAGCUGCCGACGGUUGCGGACGCCGAAGCGAAUGAGGUGCCCGAGGAGCCCGUGAACCCGCCCAGCUUGGCCGAGGACGAGAUGCACCGGGGUGGCGAGCGGACUGCCGAGGCAGAGCUGCUGCCUGUCGUCAACAACAGCCUCGACGACCGGCGGCGCGCCAAGGUCCUCAGCGAGACGGCCGGACAGGCGCCGGAGACGGCCGAGCGUGCCAAGGCGACAGUGCCGAAGGAAGGCGCCGAAGAGACGACGCUGAAGGACGAGGCCAUCAAUGAGGUGUCGGUCGAGGUGGGUGCAGAGGCCGCUGCUGGAGUAAAGGAUGAGGCUGCAAACGAGGUUUCGGUGGAUGUUGUGCCCAAGCCGGAAGCCAGGGUUGCAUCUGAGCUUGAGACUGAUGUCGACGUGGCGGCUCAGACUGCUUCUGAGACUGUUGAAGUCGGUGCCGAGACUUCUUCAGAGUCAGCCACGGAAACAGGUGCUGAACCUGCCACAGAGGCUUCUGCUACUGAGCCUGCUCAGGCAGAGAUCGGCGUUGAUCAGUCUGCCACCGGUAAUGGUGAACCUGCUACCGAGGACGCGGAGCCAGAGAAGGAAGUUGCCACCGAACCAGCGUCUGAGCCUGAGAAGGAAGUAGCUGCCGAGCCUGCAACCGAGGCUACUGAACCUGAGAAGGAAGUUUCCGCCGAGCCAGCAGCUGAGCCAGAGAUGGAAGUUCCUGCCGAGAAUGCCGCUGAACCUGAGCCGCAGGGAGUUCCUGCCGAGCCAGCGGCUGAGCCCGAGAAGGAAGUUGCUGCACAGCCUGUGAAGGAAGUUGCUGCCGAGCCUGUUACUGAGGCUGUUGAGCCCAAGAAGGAAGUUCCUGCCGAGAAUACCGCUGAGCCUGAGCCGGAGGGAGUUCCUGCCGAGCCAGCGGCUGAGCCCGAGAAGGAAGUUGCUGCCGAGCCUGCAACCGAGGCUGCUGAGCCCGAGAAGAAUGUUCCUGCUGAACCUGCCGCUGACCCUGAGCCGGAGGGAGUUCAUGCCGAGCCUGCUGCUGAACCCGAGAAGGACGUUGCUGCAGAGCCAGCGGCCAAGCCUGAGAAGGAAGCUACUGCUGAGCCUGUGAAAGAAGUUGCUGCCGAGCCUGCAACCGAGGCUGCUGAGCCCGAGAAGAACGUUCCUGCCGAACCGGCCGCUGAGCCUGAGCCGGAGGGAGUUCCUGCCGAGCCAUCGACCGAGCCCAAGAAAGAGGCUGCUGCAGAGCCAGCGGCCGAGCCUGAGAAGGAAGCUACUGCUGAGCCUGUGAAGGAAGUUGCUGCCGAGCCUGUAACCGAGGCUGCUGAACCCAAGAAGGAAGUUGCUGCCGAUCCAGCGGCUGAGCCUGAGACGGAAAUUUCUGCCGAUCCAACGGCUGAGCCUGAGAGGGAAAUUUCUGCCGAGCCAGCGGCUGAGCCCGAGAAGGAAAUCGCUGCUGAGCCUCGGAAGGAAGCUGCUGUCGAGCCUGUAACCGAGGCUGCUGAGCCCGAGAAUGAAGCUGCUGCUGAGCCUGUAACCGAGGUCGCUGAGCCUGAGAAAGAAGCAGCUGCUGAGCCUGUAACUGAGGUUGCUGAGCCUGAGAAAGAAGUUACUGCAGAGCCUGUAGCAGACACAGCUGAGCCUGAGAAGGAAGCUGCUGCCGAGCCCGUAACCGAGGUUUCUGAGCCUGAGAAGGAAGCUGCUGCCGAGCCUGUAACCGAGGUUGCUGAGCCUGAGAAGGAAGCAGCUGCUGAGCCUGUAACUGAGGUUGCUGAGCCUGAGAAGGAAGCUGCUGCCGAGCCUGCAACCGAGGUCGCUGAGCCUGAGAAGGAAGCUGCUGCCGAGUCUGUAACUGAGGUUGCUGAGCCUGAGAAGGAAGCUGCUGCCGAACCUGUAACCGAGGCUGCUGAGCCCGAGAAGGAAACUGCCGCUGAGCCCGAGAAGGAAGCUGCUGCGGAGCCUGUAACUGAGGUUGCUGAGCCUGAGAAGGAAGCUGCUGCCGAGCCUGCAACCGAGGUCGCUGAGCCUGAGAAGGAAGCUGCUGCCGAGUCUGUAACUGAGGUUGCUGAGCCUGAGCAGGAAGCUGCUGCCGAACCUGUGACCGAGGCUGCUGAGCCCGAGAAGGAAGCUGCUGCCGAGCCUGUAGCAGACACUGCUGAGCCUGAGAAGGAAGCUUCUUCCGAGCCUGUAACCGAGGUUGCUGAGCCUGAGAAGGAAGCUGCUGUCGAACCUAUAACCGAGGUUGCUGAGCCUGAGAAGAAACCAGCUGCUGAGCCUGUGACUGAGGUUGCUGAGCCUGAGAAGGAACCAGCUGCUGAGCCUGCGACUGAGGUUGCUGAGCCCGAGAAGGAACCAGCUGCUGAGUCUACGACUGAGGUUGCUGAGCCUGAGAAGGAAGCUGCCACGACCACUCCUCGCACGACGAGGAAACGUAAGCGCAACCGGAACCGGAAAAACCGUAACCAGAGGGAACGCCAGAGCCGGAACCAGGCUGUGAGAGACACUGCUGAGCCCGAGAAGGAAGCUGCUGCAGAGCCUGAAACCAAGGCUGCUGAGACUAGAAAGGAAUCUUCUACUAAGCCUGAGAGGGAAGUUGUUGCCGAGUCCAUCGAGCCAGAAAAGGAAGCUGCUGCUGCUGCUGAAACUUCUGUAGAGGCUGUAGCUGAAGCUGCUGCCGAAUCUGUCGAAAAGGCUGCUGAGGUUAAAACGGAAGUCACGCAGUCUGAAAUCCCUGAAACUAAAGCUGCUGCCGAGACUGUCACCGAGGCAGCACCAGCACCGACUGAGGAGACUUCAGAGCCUACCGAAGCCGCUGCGUCGUCCGAGUCAUCUUCUGAAAGUUCAGCGUCGCCCACGCCCCCGUCAGAGGCGGCUGAGCCGGCCGUAAAGCCGAAGGGAGCGUCCAAAUCGGGGCAGGCGCUGCUGGACGAGGCGCUGAGAGAAGCCGUCGAGCAGAGCAACGACCUGCGCCGGCGGAGGUAGGCACCGCCGGCGGCCGGCCGCAGACUAUUUGUGAUACAGAUGCCGAGUGAUUGUGCGAGUGCAGGAGUGCCAACAGAUGAGUGCCAGCGGGUGAGUGCGGAGUGCUAGCCGAUCUGAUCGUGGGCGAACAAACUCAAGUGCCGCCAGAGGACGGCGCCUCACUCAGACAGCGGGACCAGUUGCGUUUAGCUGAGCAAAUGUUUAGUCGUAGCUAGGUUAGCCGUUCUCAUAAAUCGCCGUGACGAGCGCGGAAUGGUCGCGCAAGUGUAACGUUCAGUGCUGCCUUUGAGCUGCCACGCCCUACUCGCGCGACGCUGCGCAUAUUACGGUGGGCGGCCUCCGUCCACGAGUGUAAUGCAUUCCGUCCGAGUUAUUAUCUACAGGAAUCGCUGUAGCAGUGUCGAACUGCCGAGAGGUGUGCCUCGCUCAUAAAGUCGAUCAUGCGGGGACAGAUUGUGUGAUUGUGCGUGUGUGAAGUAAUGUCGAGCUCCGUUCCAUGCACGCUUGUGCGCAUAUGCAAGGUGCUCAUACCGCCCGCAAUAGCUACUUGAGGCGGCAAUGCGCACAAAUCGCGUCAAUGAUUCCAAUACUUGUUUGAAUACAGAAACGAAGGUCA